UUUUAGGAUGCCUAACGACAACACGGCAGUGUGCGGCUGCGGGGUCGUCCUGGAUUUGCCCAAGUCACGGAGCGGCAACCUCGCUACCAUUUCGACGCGUGAUCUAGCCCUUCUAAUACAAAAGGGCCCCCCAACAACGACGACGACGACGGUCGCACAGCCGAGCAGUAGGAUCGAGGGCAGGCCCCCAGCUAAGCUGCCAGUCGAGUUGCAGCAACGCGCUCGCGGACCCCACAGCCGGACAACGGAUACCGGAAGCACCAGCUCCGUCGUCGAAAGUUCGCGACGCACCGGCAAGAACAACAACUACAACAGCAACAACAACAACAACAACAACAACAAUAACAAUAACAACAACAACAGCAACAACAACAACAACUACAACAGCAAUAACAGCAAUAACAAAAAAAAGGACCGGCACCAUGGGAGACGGUCCCGCAGCGCCGAGAGGCCCGAGUCGCACUCGCACUACACGUACAUCGAUUCGGGAUCCAGCAUCCUCAGUUUCGGUUUACGGGAGAACGGAUCGGUCGCCGAGGCCCUCUACUGCACCAUCGACGACACCGAUGCGAACAACGAAAACGAGUUGGGGGGCCAACAGCAGCAGCCCCCGAUACAAUCCUCGACGAACGUACCGAGCAGUGGAAACAACGGGGCUAAUCCGAGCCAACAGCAGCCUAUCUACGCGUUGCCCUCGAUGACCUCGCCACCUCCAACUUAUGACGUGGCGGUCGCCAAGUCUUGGCAGCUUGGCCUGCCACCGUCUUACGAGGAGUACCUGUACCACAAUCACGCACUUCUAGCACGCUCGCACACACCACCACCCCCUUGGACGGACUCUGCUGCCUCGGGCAUGUCCGCAGGCUCAUCGACUGGCGUCAACCUCCAACAGAUGAGCCGCGAACUACUAGCCAACCAGCCCGAGUUGCGCGAGUACCUGACCCGACUGGCUCUCCAAGGUAGCGCCGAGGAGGCCAUCCAGCAGUACCACCAGCUUCUCAGCCAACAGCAGCAGGCCCUCAGAAAGCAAGCUUCGCGCGUCCAGAGGUCCAGAGUCAUGCCUAGAUCGCAGAGCGAGAGCCGAGCGAACCAGCAACGCAUCGCUUACGAGGACGGCGCCUUUUGCAUGGAGACGACGGCGAUUCAGUCCGCCUUUGAAAAUGGCGUUGCCUUUUGCAGCCUCAUGUAAAAGCUUUACACAAACACACGCCAUAUGAACAGAGGGGGGGGGGAGAAAGGUAAGGAGCACCGACAGUCAACGUUUGGGGGAAGGCGAGGGGAUAGUCAGUGUUCCUAGACAGACGCCGCCCUUUUCUACUUUUCAUCGUCAUGUACCAUUCGCGCGUAUACGCGUUAUCCCUGUUGCACACUGAGGCUCGUUUCAAUCGAAAAAAAACGAUAUACCCACCAUCAAAAUUUGUUCGAUCCAAAAAGCUGCGUACCCUAUACUGUUUCCACCUAUAUUAUAUGCCCAUGCAUUGUUUUUAAAAUUUGUAACUACGUCCGAGCCCGGCCAAAAAAGAUCCUUCGAUUUUGAGCUUGAAUUUUCUGCGUGAGCAUUAUUGUUGGUAUGAGUCCUUAGACGCACAAGUAUAUGAUAGGACUCACGGUAUGUAUACACCUAGAUGCGUGUAUAUUUCUGGUAAAUUUUUGUCGUUCAAGGGGCCAAAAAUACAUGCAUAAAUCUUUCUCGGCGCCCGUACAACCAAUUAUUUAUUUUCGCGGUAAUAUAUAUAGAAUUGCUUGAACCUGCGGUUGCUUUUUUGUUUAUAUUCAAGGGUAUAAAUAUAUGAUUCACUAUCUGUCCCCCGUAGGGGUAAACGGUACAGUUAUUGACACCUUAAGGUAGUGAUUGACCCCUGUAUAAUUUGUAUAUCUAUGUAUAAAGGCUCCAUUUAAAAAUACAUGUGGCGGUCAAUCACUAUCAGGAGGUCAACAACUGUACCCGUUACCCCUAUGACUGCUUCAUUCUUCCGACAACUAAACAUUUCGAAUAGGUAUAAUUAGUUGAUGUAAAGAGCAACUGAAAGGUGCGGCGAAAUGUUAAAAUUAACUCCUGAUUGCGUACAUAGAUUAUAAGUAAGAGAAACAAAAAUUAUUUUUCUGCUAUUACAUAACAAAUAUAUAUUUU
This is a messenger RNA of Copidosoma floridanum, 2131 nucleotides long. RefSeq lists its product as uncharacterized. Lineage: Eukaryota; Metazoa; Arthropoda; Insecta; Hymenoptera; Encyrtidae. The record is from RefSeq and is a predicted model, not a curated record.